Messenger RNA from Carlito syrichta (Philippine tarsier), 1329 nucleotides. It is a transcript of the gene RAD52, whose product is annotated as RAD52 homolog, DNA repair protein. The coding region runs from base 132 to 815 and encodes 227 amino acids. The transcript is spliced from 7 exons. Gene Ontology annotation, biological process: double-strand break repair via homologous recombination; double-strand break repair via single-strand annealing; mitotic recombination. Lineage: Eukaryota; Metazoa; Chordata; Mammalia; Primates; Tarsiidae. The record is from RefSeq and is a predicted model, not a curated record. Gene Ontology annotation, cellular component: nucleus.
GAGGCCCCUCGCGCCUCCUUCCCAGUCUCCUCUGCGCGGCGCUGUCUAGACGUUUCCCCCAGCUGAAACCCGAGUCCGCGCUCCCUGCGUGCCCCGCGCGCUGCCCGAGGCGCAGGCCAGCCGGAAUCAACAUGUCUGGGAUGGAAGACACAACUCUUGGAGGGCGUGACAGCCAUCCUCCGGCUAGUGGCAGCUCUGUGUUAUGCUUUGGACAGUGCCAGUACACAGCGGAAGAGUACCAGACCAUCCAGAGUGCACUGAGGCAGAGGCUGGGCCCAGAAUACAUCAGCAGUCGAAUGGCUGGAGGAGGCCAGAAGGUGUGUUACAUUGAGGGCCACAGGGUAAUUAGUCUGGCCAACGAGAUGUUCGGCUACAAUGGCUGGGCACACUCUGUCACGCAGCAGAAUGUGGAUUUUGUUGACCUCAACAAUGGCAAGUUCUACGUGGGAGUCUGUGCAUUUGUGAGGGUCCAGUUGAAGGAUGGCUCAUACCAUGAAGACGUGGGUUAUGGUGUUAGUGAGGGCCUCAAGUCCAAGGCCUUGUCUUUGGAGAAGGCGCGGAAGGAGGCAGUGACAGAUGGGCUGAAGCGAGCCCUCAGGAGUUUUGGGAAUGCGCUUGGAAACUGUAUUCUGGACAAAGACUACCUGAGGUCACUCAAUAAGCUUCCCCGCCAGGUACGUCAGAAAUGGAUGAAUGCAGCGGGUUGCAGCGGAGAGAAUGUAAUCGAGUCUGUGUGUCAUGGGUUGAGUGUCUGGAGGAUGACGGGAGAAGAAGUGAGGACUCAGCUGUUCAGAGGGUCUGGAGUGUUCACGUAAGAUUCUGAAAGCAAGAGCCAGCAGGAGCUAAUCACCUCAUCUUACAGAUGAAACCAAGGUCUAGAGACUUUAUGGUACUUGCUCCGUGUGUAGAGAACUGUGGUUGGCAGUGGUCUAUGAAACCGCCCAAGGGACACGUGUCCCUCUGCGGCACCACUGUCGUUUUCUAGACACACUCUGAAUCUUGCUCGUUCAACCUUUCUUUUUCUUUGCUCUGAUGUCUUUAAGCUUAGGUUUCCAUUGUUUGUGGGCACCUAUCCCCUCAUCUGAGCGUUUGCCUUUGGGGCGUGGGGUCUGGUCGAGCGCCCUGGAACCCCUUGGCCUGGGAUGAGUCAGUCCCUGGAGUGUUCUUCCUGCUGGGGCAGGCGGCUGCUUCCUCUGUGGCGUGCUCUGAGGUACCUGCCGUGCCGCUAUCCAGGACCGCGUUUCCAUCUUGUACCCGAGGCGUCCUUUUUCUUGUGGCAUUCCUGGGACAGAUGUGUCCAUGGACAGCUGCCAACACUCCUUUAAAAAC